GUACAUUUGUAUACAUAUACAACGUUAAGAUAAUUAAAUAUUAAUAUUUAUUUAUAAUUCAUACAGUGUUUCAGUUUAUAAACUAAAUUUUAAGAAUAAAAUAUAGUAAAUAUUGUAUGGAACAAUUCAGAAGUGAUAUCUGUGAUUGAUGGAAAUAACUAAAAAUUAAAAACAAACUUUCAUUCAGUGAUCUACUUUUGUAACAUUCAUCAACAUAAUUUUUUGACAGAUUCAUAUAUAAAAAAAAAGUUUUAAUUAUCACGAUAGUCACGAUAUAAAGUGGCUUUGAUCCUGAGAUAUAAAGAAAAAGAAGAUAUAAACUUAUAUUUACAAACAAGAACGGCAAUGCAUUGUCCUUAAGGAAGACAUAAGUUUUUAUACUAAAAAUCUAGUGAGAAAUGUUUUUCAUUAACUAUUUUCUAUUUAUUUAGAAUAAAUUAUGCAAGGAAAAAUAUAAUUGUCAAUUAACUGCCAGAUUUUUCAUACAAUCAGCACUCAAGAUUUACGAAUGAGGACAGGACCAAAUGUUAUAGGAUUACAAUAAUGCUACAUCGGUCUUAUAGUCUUUUAAGUUUUAUUCGACGAAAUGUCAUUUGUCACUGUGCAGACCGAUUGUACGUUUUUCACAUCGGAGUGGCUAAAAAGCACACAAGUAUUUUUAUUACAUCAAAAUAUGUUCACGUUAUAUCGAAAACACAAAAGAUUUUCAAUAAUAACAACAAUACAUCAGCGAGAAAAAUUGGCGAAUUACGAUGGAUACAUGCCUCUGCCUCAAGAUUUAUAGCAGGGAAAAUUGAAGAGAAAUCUGAGAAAAUUGUCGAACAACCACUCAAGCAGAAGGUAAUUGAACAUGAUAAGAAAAAAUUGGGUAAAGUCAAAGAAAGAGACUUGGAAGUAAAAGCAGCAAAUUUAGAGGAUAUUGUUAAGAAAGAUGAAAAAUUUGUUAAAGAAAAGAAAAAGGAGGAGAAAAUCGUCGAGAAAGAAAUAGGAAAGGAUGAAAAUUUAAUUCCAAAAAAAGCAGUGAAAAAAAGAGUGAAACUCGAUUUAACUGCUUCGUCGUUAGAGCGAAAUUUUAUUACACCAGUGAGAGCGAUGUCGGAUUUUUUACUUAAACCUUCAGACUUAGAAUCACUGCCAAAAACAAAAAGACGAUCGCCCUAUGAAUUUGAACCACCGAUCACUGUCUAUUGGAGAAAGGAUGUCGAAGCAAAAGCACUAGCAGUUUGGGGUUCUCAAGAAGCUCUUCUAAAAGAACUUUUGAAAAAGGAACUGGAAAUCAAAACUUACCAGCAAAAUAUUUUUACUGUAAAGCGAAUGUUAAGAGACUAUCGGCGACAAGUUAAUCAUAAAACUAAAAAUGUUGCACCGGAAGGUCUUUUUGGAAGAUCUGGAAGAGUUGUUGUUACUGCAAUAGUAAUAAAUGCUUGUAACUUUCUUUUCAAAUUAUUUGCCUGGCUCUAUACUGGAUCUCACAGUAUGUUCUCGGAAUGUAUUCAUUCAGCUGCCGACACAUGUAAUCAAUUAAUUUUAGCCUACGGAAUUCACAAAUCCGUUCAAAAUCCAAAUCCAGAUCAUCCUUAUGGUUACACGAAUAUGAAAUAUGUUUCUUCUUUGAUAUCAGGUGUAGGAAUUUUUUGUGUGGGAACUGGUCUUUCUGUUUAUCAUGGAAUGCACGGUCUUCUAUUUCCUGAGCCCGUUGAUUCUUUUUAUUGGGCAUAUUUUAUUUUAGGUGGUUCCUUAGUUUCGGAAGGCGCAACUUUAAUGGUGGCAAUUAAUUCCAUUAAAAAAGGAGCUUUAGAGAAACGACUAAAGUUUAAAGAAUACGUAUUAUCAGGGCUGGAUCCUUCCGUCAAUGUCGUUCUCAUGGAAGAUUUUGCAGCAGUAAUAGGCGUGGCGUGUGCUGCAUCGUGUAUGGGAUUAACUUCUUAUUUAGGAAAUCCGACAUUUGAUGCAAUUGGAUCACUUCUUGUUGGUGGACUUUUGGGCGGCGUGGCUUCAUUUAUUAUUUAUACCAAUGUCGCAGCUUUAAUUGGACGAAGUAUACCGCAAGAAAAUCUCGAUAAAAUAAAUGCUGAAUUAGAGUCUGAUAUUAUGGUCCGAGCGAUUCAUGACGUUAAGGGUAUAGAUAUGGGAAACAGUCUCGUGAGAUAUAAAGCAGAAUUGGAUUUUGAUGGAAGGGAAUUGACAAGAUCUUACCUUGACAAACACGAUCUCAACGCAAUGUUAGAGGAAGUGAGAAAAAUGCAAAAUAUCGAUGAACUUGAGGCAUUUCUUUUGAAGCACGGCGAGAAUAUUGUCGAUUUACUUGGUGGUGAAAUUGAUAGAAUAGAAGUUAAACUUAAGAAAAAUCAUCCUGAAAUUCGACACUGUGAUCUCGAGAUUCUGUAAGAAUGUUGUCUACACUUUUUUUUUCUCUCGACUGUAAAUAUUAAUUUUUAAUAAUAUAUAUUUAAAUGUCUUUACGGAUCUACGACUAAGUUGUACUGGAUGAUUUGAGUGUCAGUUCGAUUUUGUAGCAACAACACUCGCUUUAAUAAAAUGUGUAAAAAUA
Molecule: messenger RNA, 2551 nt
Organism: Leptopilina boulardi
Lineage: Eukaryota; Metazoa; Arthropoda; Insecta; Hymenoptera; Figitidae
Gene: ZnT49B
Product: zinc transporter 9
Exons: 11
Coding region: 544-2388 (614 amino acids)
Biological process (GO): transmembrane transport; zinc ion transport
Cellular component (GO): membrane
Molecular function (GO): monoatomic cation transmembrane transporter activity
Source: RefSeq, a predicted model, not a curated record